Rhipicephalus microplus (southern cattle tick) is the source of this 4473-nucleotide messenger RNA. RefSeq lists its product as uncharacterized. NCBI's taxonomy places the organism in Eukaryota, Metazoa, Arthropoda, Arachnida, Ixodida, Ixodidae. The record is from RefSeq and is a predicted model, not a curated record. Gene Ontology annotation, cellular component: plasma membrane signaling receptor complex. Gene Ontology annotation, biological process: regulation of canonical NF-kappaB signal transduction. Gene Ontology annotation, molecular function: protein binding.
AUGAGACCGUGCCGUCGGGAUGCCGGCAAGCGCCAACUCUUGCCGCCGCACCGCCGCCAGCUGAUGAGUGCGGCGCUAAGCGGUGGCUGCGACCACCGCGCCGUGUCGAGAGGCAGCGGACAGCUGCCCCUGGAACGAAGACGCCGCUGGAGCUCGGCUCUUCCAUCGGAACGACGUGGAGACAGAGGUGCUCUGCGCUGGUGCCUCACAGUGGGAGUCUCCCUUCUUCUCUGCGCCACUUGCAGCACAGGUGAUCCCGACCGUUACUCGCAGGUCAAGGAGACGCACAAUGGCACCUACCUGUCCCAGUACGAGUGGAGUGUGCGCGACAUGUACGCGCUCCUGCAGCGCUCGUCUGUCAUGCACGGAGUCAACCUGGCGGGCCCCGACUUCUACACGGGCAAGCCCGGCUACCGAGUGCGGCUGGGACUGUCCUUCGGCAGGAUCAAUCCGUCCAACGGGGUACCCUACAUGGGCGUCUGGUUCACCAUCCUGCGCGGCCGCUACGACGACGCACUCGAGUGGCCCUUCCAGUACCGCUUCAACAUCACCGUGGUCGACCCGUCGGGUUUGGGACAGGACGCUCACGUCUCCAUGAACCCGAUGACGGCCAUCUGCCGACUGCGCAAACAGUUCCAACGACCCACCGAGCGCAGGAACGACGGCGUCGAAGGGUGCGGCAAGUCAUUCCUCAUUCCGCACAGCAAGGUGCUCGGGUAUGUGUCCGACGACACCCUCCAGGUGCGACUCAGCAUAUUCCUCGAGGACAAGGGCGCCAUUCCCAAGAGGGCCAAGGCCUACAUGCGCGGUCACCAGCUCGUCUCCGAGUUUCAGUGGGCCGUGGAUGACAUCGACGCCAAGAUCAAGCAGGCCCGCAAGGGUGAGCCGCAGCCGCUGACGAGCGACCUCUUCUACAUAAACAGCGAGAGCUACCUGAUGGUGCUUCAGCUGACCUUCCACUCGGAGGAUGAACACCUGGGACUAUUCGCCGUCGUCAUUCCCGGAGAGUUCGACGACACGCUAGAGUGGCCGCUGUCGUACAGCUUCGAGCUGUCCAUAGUGGAUCAGUCGGCGGGCUUCCUGACCGCCGACCGCAAAGGCGUGAUCGACCCGACCUCGGGUGUCUGCCCGCUCAGCGCGUUCACCAAACCGCAGUUCCAGCCCAACACACCGUGCGGCUUCCGCAAACUCGUCUCAUUUAGUGCCCUCGAGCGGAGCAAUUUCAAGAAAGAUGGCAAGAUUCUACUACGCUUCACGGCCAUCCUUGACCAGAUGCCAAAUUUUGCCUCUGUGUCGGUGAAGGAUCGUCACCUGGUAGCCGAGUACGUCUGGAAAGUGCCCAGCGUGGAAAGAAAAAUCGCCCUUGCUACUUCAGGCAGGCCUUCGAACCUGCUGAGCGAGCGGUUCUACACCAGGCACCAGGGCUAUCUCAUGCAGAUGCAGCUCAAGUUCCAGAAUUAUACGAACGGCAGCAUAGGCGUUUUCCUCACGCUUCUAGAAGGCGGCUACGACUCUCUGGCACAGUGGCCCUUCGUGAAGCGCUUCGACCUCAUCAUCAUCGAUCAGCAGCACGGAAAAAGGGGCAAUGAUGUGGUGGUAGCCGUGGAUCCAAAUAACCCGUACAUCAAGAACGAAGCGUGCGUCGGCUCCUUCUGGAGGCCAUUCGGACGCAACGACGCGUGCGGGUCUUCUAGUGCCAUUUCCUAUGACGAAGUUUACAAUCGCAAGUACAUACGCUACGGAAGCCUACUUGUCAAGGUAGUCGUCUACAUGGAGGAGAUCGAGCCACCAAACAUGGCAAGACUGGUGUUUCGGGACGACAGUGUCGUCGCCGAGUACGACUGGCUCGUCCCGGACAUAAAGGAAAAAGUGGCACAGGCAAAGCUCGGCAACGCACAGUUUGUAGACAGCGACAAGUUUUACCUGACCAACGGAGGCUACCGCGUGAUGCUGCGCCUUUACCCGGAGAAGGCGUCCGGUUAUGUCGGCCUGUACGUAGUCUUCACGCGAGGCGCCUACGACGACGUACUCGAGUGGCCAUUCACACACAAGUACGAAAUGGUGAUUGUCGACCAGAAGGAAGACUCCUCGACUGACAUAGUGCACACGACGUUCGCGGCGUCCGGCUGCCCGGACAUAGCACUUCAGAAGCCCACUCAAGAACUGGCCGAGUGGAGCUGUGGCGAGAGCCGCAUGGCGAGCCACGCGGCGCUCCUGAACGGAGGUUACGUACGCGACGGUGCCAUCCGCGUACGGUUCCGCGUGUUCCUCAAAGAAUACGCAAGUCACGUGGCAUCCGUCACUGUGCGGAACAACGCACUCGUCUCCGAGUACCUCUGGGAACUCAAGGAUGCGCCCGCCAAGGUGAACCUGCUGCAGAACGCUGGCUUCGCCAAGGUCGAAAGUCCCAUCUUCUACACGGGAAACCAGGGCUACGCCCUAAGGAUGAGCCUGGUACUCAACAAGGUGACGACGCCGUUGCAGACUCUUGCCAGCAACGACGACCAGAGCGUCUUGGGCAUCUACUUCACGCUCUGGAAGGGAAGGCACGACGCCGUACUGAAGUGGCCCUUCCCGCACGUCAUCACGCUAGCCGUCGUCGAUACGGCGAGUGGCCGGGCGGACCUCUCUAAGACCGUUGACCCGACACACGCGCGAUGUCCGCUCGAGGCUUUCCACAGGCCAAAGACAAUGCGCAACGACCACGCCUGCGGGUUCUCUGCCUUCAUGGCAGUCGAGCGACUGGGCGAUUACAUUCGCGACGGCUCGCUGGUCAUCAGGGCCACGAUCGACAUGAGAAGCUGACGGCCGGAGUGAAGUAGACACGUGAACUUCUUUCGUGUGUUUGUGCCAUAUCCAUGUCACAGUAUACAGAUCUCUCAAGGCACGCGUUAUGAGCUGAUGAACAGACGGACGCGGCGCGUACUGUAGGCCACAGAGAAAAUGCGUCGCGAGGACUGUGCCAAUCGUGCGCUCAUUCCCAAGCGUUUUCUCCGGAAGGUUGUUAGGACUAUCUGCAAAAAUGAGUGCGGAACUAUGGCACUGCCCUGUUGUUCCAUCGGAGCGGUUUGCUAUUCCCCGAUAUCCGACCUAACUGCUCUGGCCUCCCUGUACCCCAGCUUACGCAAUCGUAGUUCUUUCUGUGGAUGUCCGCUUGCGUUGCCGAGCCUUCUCGCGAAAGUUCGCUUACUUACACGAGGGCAUAUUGGGAGUCGAAUGAAACCAUACACAGACAACACGUGCGCUACGUGCGCAUGUUAUAAAAGACGCCCGUGUGAACCCGCUUCGUCAAAGUAUACAACACACUUUCAGACACAGUUGGGAGAUCUAAUCCCCAGCAGUUUCAAAUGCAAUGCGCCUAUUCGCUUUCGCAGCACGUCUGCAUCUGAGGAACACGAACACCGACAAGAGGAAAAGUUUGAACUCGCAUGUCGCAGCAAGAGCGCGAAAUAUAGGCAGGGGGGAAAAAUGCGCUUUCGAUCGGGAAAAACUCUGAUCACACCCGGCCUGGGAAGAUUCACUCCGCUUAAAGCAGCGGUCCGGGGCUGCGCUAUGGCCCAGAGCGCAGCCUUCAGUCACUCUAUGUAUAUCUUAAAGAAGACAAAAUUCUGCGAAGUGCUCAUAACCACCUUAUGCGGAACGAACAAAGUGAUCCAUUCCGGUAAAAAAAAAGGUAAGAAAUAAAGGAAGAUGAAGAGUGCAGGAAGUACUCCUACAUUGCAAAGGCCAGAAUGAAUAUACGGAGCUCAAACUUCUGAAAACACGUAUGAAAGUCGAGCAUCCUAAACGUGUACUGCCACACCAUGCACUGGUAUUUGCGUUAAACUCCUUCGCCAACGUGAACGAAUGCGCGUUCUGUUUAGAAUCACACAGAAACCAAAGCUGCAAGACUUUAUAGAAUGCGUGAACAAAUAAAGAAAUAAAAGCGCACUUGACUAACGCGUAAGUGAUCCAGGUAAAUCCCGUGGCUCGAUAAUAAAGCUCUUCCUGACGUGUUUGUUAUGGUGCAUUACGCACGUGAGAACUGGCGUAAGCAACGACGUUUAACCUAAGCUACAACCUUGUAGACGCAGCUAUGGUAUAUUACAUUGAUAGCUCACUAAAUCUAUACCGCUAUUCUGGACUCCACAAACGAACCUCUCAUUUACUUACCGAAACACGGCCACAUAAUGCAAGCGCGUGCAUGCAGCGGCCGUGGCUGGACAUUGUGAAAUACCGUUAUACUGUAAAACUCCCCGCAUAAGCGACAGUUCACAGCCUUAUGACGUAGCUGUUACGGCCUCUGCUAUUUUAUAAUGCCAACAGGGUUCGACCAUAACUUGGGGUCGUUAAAGAAUCUACAAACAUAAAGUUUUUAUAUAGGGCGACGUCGAAUAUAUACAAAAAAACACGUCAUUGCCACAGGAAAACGCCCAUUCUCCUGCACACAACAUCUGCACCCACCUCAAAAGAGUCUCUACACUCCCCAAAAUG